Suncus etruscus (white-toothed pygmy shrew) is the source of this 3513-nucleotide messenger RNA. RefSeq names its product adenylate cyclase 4 (gene ADCY4). Gene Ontology annotation, cellular component: plasma membrane. The record is from RefSeq and is a predicted model, not a curated record. Gene Ontology annotation, molecular function: adenylate cyclase activity. Gene Ontology annotation, biological process: adenylate cyclase-inhibiting G protein-coupled receptor signaling pathway; cAMP biosynthetic process; intracellular signal transduction. The transcript has 25 exons. NCBI's taxonomy places the organism in Eukaryota, Metazoa, Chordata, Mammalia, Eulipotyphla, Soricidae. The coding region runs from base 15 to 3239 and encodes 1074 amino acids.
AAAACGGAGCGAGUAUGGCGCGCCUGUUCGGGUCCCGGCCACCCCCUAGCGAGGACCUGUUCUACGAGACCUACUACAGCCUGAGCCAGCAGUACCCGCUGCUGCUGCUGCUGCUGCUCAUCGUGCUGGGCGCUCUGCUGGCCCUCCUGGCGGUCGCCUGGGCCAGCGGCAGGGAUCUGACCUCAGACCCAGGCUUCCUGACCACCGUGCUGUGUGCUCUGGGCGGCUUCUCCCUGCUUCUGGGUCUGGCUUCCCGGGAGCAGAGGCUACAGCGCUGGACACGGCCCCUCUCUGGCUUCGUGUGGGUUUCACUGCUGGCACUUGGCCACAGUUUCUUGUUCACUGGGGGAGUGGUAAGCGCCUGGAACCAGGUGUCCUUCUUCCUCUUCAUCAUCUUCACUGUGUACUCUAUGCUGCCCUUGGGCAUGGGGGAUGCAAUUGCUGCAGGCCUCACCUCAUCACUCUCACACCUGCUGGUCCUCGGUCUCUACCUUGGGCUUCAACCUGACUCUCAGCCUGCGCUACUGCCACAGCUGGCUGCAAAUGCAGUACUGUUCCUGUGCGGGAACGUGGUGGGGGCAUAUCAUAAGGCGCUGAUGGAGCGCGCGCUGCGUGCCACCUUCCGGGAGGCGCUGACCUCGCUGCACUCUCGCCGUCGGCUGGACACAGAGAAGAAGCACCAGGAACACCUCCUCUUGUCAAUCCUUCCUGCCUACCUGGCCCGUGAGAUGAAGGCAGAGAUCAUGGCCCGGCUGCAGGCUGGACAGGGCUCGAGGCCAGAGAGUACCAACAACUUUCAUAGUCUCUAUGUUAAGAGGCACCAGGGAGUGAGUGUGCUGUAUGCGGACAUCGUGGGCUUCACGAGGCUGGCCAGUGAAUGCUCACCCAAGGAGUUGGUUCUCAUGCUCAACGAGCUCUUCGGCAAGUUUGACCAGAUCGCCAAGGAGCACGAAUGCAUGAGGAUUAAGAUCCUGGGAGACUGUUACUACUGCGUAUCAGGCCUACCCCACUCACUGCCAGAUCACGCCAUCAACUGCGUUCGCAUGGGGUUGGACAUGUGCAGGGCCAUCAGGAAGCUGCGGGCAGCCACUGGUGUGGAUAUCAACAUGCGUGUGGGUGUGCACUCUGGCAGCGUGCUCUGUGGAGUCAUAGGGCUGCAGAAGUGGCAGUAUGAUGUGUGGUCCCAUGAUGUCACACUGGCCAACCACAUGGAGGCAGGUGGAGUGCCAGGGAGAGUCCAUAUCACAGGGGCAACACUGGCCCUGCUCGCAGGGGCUUACAGUGUGGAGGCUGCAAACAUGGAACACCGGGACCCUUACCUCCGGGAACUGGGAGAGCCUACCUACCUGGUCAUCGAUCCCCGGGCUGAGGAAGAUGAAAAAGGCACCGGCUUGUUGUCCUCUCUGGAGGGCCCAAAUAUGCGCCCCUCCCUCCUGAUGACCCGCUACCUGGAGUCCUGGGGCGCAGCCAAGCCUUUCGCUGACCUGAACCACAUGGAGAGCCCUGUGGACACUUCUACCCCAAUCCCGGAGAAAACUCUGUCUUCCAUCAACACCCACUGGAGCUUGGACCGGAGCCGUACCCCCCGGGGACUCGAUGAUGAACUGGACACAGGAGAUGCCAAGUUCUUCCAGGUCAUCGAACAGCUCAACUCUCAGAAACAAUGGAAGCAGUCGAAGGACUUCAACCCACUGACGCUGUACUUUCGAGAAAAGAAGAUGGAAAAAGAGUACCGGCUCUCUGCACUCCCUGCCUUCAAGUACUAUGCAGCCUGCACCUUCCUGGUCUUUCUCUCCAACUUUGUCAUCCAGAUGCUGGUGACUAACAGGCCCCCAGCUCUGGCCAUCACCUACAGCAUCACUUUCCUCCUCUUCCUCCUCCUGCUCUUUGUCUGCUUCUCAGAGCACUUGACGAGGUGUGUCUUGAAAGGUCCCAAGAUGCUGCACUGGCUGCCCACACUCUCUAGCCUAGUGGCCACCCGACCAGGACUGCGAGUCGCCCUUGGCACGGCCACCAUCCUCCUGGUCUUCACUAUGGCCACCACCAGCCUGUUCUUCUUACCGGCAUCCUCUAGCUGUCCUUUCCAUAUCUCCAACAUGUCCUCCGUGGCCACCAACCUCUCAUGGGAGCUCCCUGGCUCCCUUCCUCUCAUCAGCAUUCCAUACUCUAUGCACUGCUGCGUGCUGGCUUUCCUCUCCUGCUCCCUCUUCCUGCACAUGAGUUUCGAGUUGAAGCUGCUGCUACUGCUGCUCGGGCUGGCAGCCUCCUGCUCACUCUUCCUGCACUCCCAUGCCUGGCUGUCAGACUGCCUCAUCGCCCGCCUCUACCAGGGCCCCCUGUACUCCAGGCCAGGGGUGCUGAAGGAGCCCAAACUGAUGGGCGCUAUCUCCUUUUUCAUCUUCUUCUUCACUCUCCUGUUCCUGGCCCGCCAGAACGAGUACUACUGCCGCCUGGACUUCCGGUGGAAGAAGAAGCUGCGGCAUGAGCAAGAGGAGACAGAAACAAUGGAGAACCUGACCAGGCUCCUCUUGGAGAAUGUCCUCCCAGCACACGUGGCACCCCAGUUUAUUGGCCAGAACCGGCGCAAUGAGGACCUCUACCACCAGUCCUAUGAGUGUGUGUGCGUGCUCUUUGCCUCGAUCCCCGACUUUAAAGAGUUCUACUCUGAAUCCAACAUCAACCAUGAGGGCCUCGAGUGUCUGCGGUUGCUCAAUGAGAUCAUUGCUGAUUUUGAUGAGCUGCUGUCCAAGCCCAAAUUCAGUGGUGUAGAAAAGAUUAAAACCAUUGGCAGCACCUACAUGGCAGCUACAGGCUUAAAUGCCACCUCGGGACAGGACGCCCAACAGGAUGCUGAGCGCAGCUGUAGCCACCUGGGCACCAUGGUGGAAUUCGCAGUAGCUCUGGGAACUAAGCUGGAGGUCAUCAACAAGCAUUCCUUCAACAACUUCCACCUGCGUGUGGGGCUAAAUCAUGGACCUGUAGUGGCCGGAGUGAUUGGGGCCCAGAAGCCACAAUAUGACAUCUGGGGUAACACAGUGAAUGUGGCCAGCCGCAUGGAGAGCACAGGAGUGCUGGACAAGAUUCAAGUGACUGAAGAGACAGCUCAGGCGCUACAAUCCUUAGGUUAUACCUGCUACAGACGAGGCAUCAUCAAGGUCAAGGGCAAAGGGCAACUCUGCACCUAUUUCCUGAACACAGACUUGAUACGAGUGGGUCCUUCCUCGGCUACCCUAGGCUGAGACUUCACCUCUCUGAGCAUCGCUAAGGAGACGGGUAUGACCAGGACCAGUUGAAGGCAGGAGGCGCUGUGAGGGCUGGGGAUCCCCUCCUCCCUGCCCCCACAAAAGACAACAUCUCCCCCAGGCUAAACAGAGUGUGUGAAAGUUUGAGCCUAUUUGAAUGCUGGGAAAGGGAUGAGUCUGUCACCAGCCAGGAAGAGGGUGGCCGCAGCCUUGCUGUUUGCUUGCCAGCCCCAUAUUGAUCACUUGUACACCUGGAAAGCAUAAAGAAAGU